AUGAAGUCAACCUUCUUUCUUGCUCUUGUGGCGGGCCUGGCCUCUUCCAUAGCCGCAGAACGUCACAGAGAACCACGCCGGCCGCAGCCAGCUAGCCUCAGUCAGUUCACGUCUGACAUCCACCCGUCCCUAAAGCUCGACGCUGUGAACUUGAAACAGCUUCCCGAGAGUCUCGCUGACGCGGGUCUGUCGACGCGUGAAACGGACUCCAGCCCCUUAUAUGAAUGCAGAAACUCGAGCCCCGCGCCUGCAGACAGUGACUGCAACAACGUAAUCAACGAGGUCCUCGCUCUGGACCAACCUCUCAUCCUCACAGCCAACUCAUGUCUGUUGUUCCAGUACGGCACGUGCUGGGGUUUCUUCUGCUCCCUCUGCUCCCAACUUUCGACCGAUACUACUUUCGUCGGCAACCAAUUAAUUUCGGCCGAGGCCUUGUGCGUCGCUAAUGGCCAGGCCGGCACCAUCGUCGGCGUCGACGCGCCCCAGUGGCAAGCUGGCUUUGUGUACCAGAGCAAGGAGCUGCCUAACUACGACGUCUGCUAA
Hypoxylon fragiforme is the source of this 543-nucleotide messenger RNA. RefSeq lists its product as uncharacterized. The record is from RefSeq and is a predicted model, not a curated record. Lineage: Eukaryota; Fungi; Ascomycota; Sordariomycetes; Xylariales; Hypoxylaceae. The transcript is spliced from 2 exons. Bases 1 to 543 code for a protein of 180 amino acids.